CUCUCUCCCUCUCUCCGCGACUGUCUGUGAAAACACACUCUCUCCCCAGGCACACAGAAUCAUGGCCAAAGUGAAGAUCGGAAUCAACGGUUUUGGGAGAAUUGGUCGACUGGUGGCUAGAGUUGCUCUCAAGAGAGACGAUGUUGAACUUGUUGCUGUUAACGAUCCCUUCAUCUCCGUUGAUUACAUGACAUACAUGUUCAAGUAUGACAGUGUUCAUGGUCAGUGGAAGCACGACGAGCUCAAAGUUAAGGACGAUAAGACCCUUCUCUUUGGAGAGAAGCCCGUCACUGUUUUCGGCGUUAGAAACCCUGAGGAAAUCCCAUGGGCCGACACCGGAGCUGAGUACAUCGUGGAAUCAACUGGAGUGUUCACCGACAAAGACAAGGCGGCAGCUCAUUUGAAGGGUGGGGCUAAGAAGGUCAUCAUCUCUGCUCCUAGCAAGGAUGCUCCCAUGUUUGUUGUGGGUGUCAAUGAGAAGGAAUACAAGCCAGAGCUUAACAUUGUUUCCAAUGCUAGCUGCACCACCAACUGCCUCGCUCCCCUUGCAAAGGUUAUCAAUGAUAGAUUUGGCAUUGUUGAGGGUCUUAUGACCACUGUCCACUCCAUCACUGCCACACAGAAGACUGUUGAUGGACCAUCUUCCAAGGACUGGAGGGGUGGUAGAGCUGCUUCAUUUAACAUCAUUCCUAGCAGCACUGGCGCUGCGAAGGCGGUUGGGAAAGUGCUACCUUCACUGAAUGGGAAAUUGACCGGAAUGGCUUUCCGUGUUCCCACAGUUGAUGUUUCAGUGGUUGAUCUCACUGUGAGGCUGGCGAAGGGGGCUAGUUAUGAUGAGAUCAAAGCUGCUAUCAAGGAAGAGUCUGAGGGAAAAUUGAAGGGAAUCUUAGGUUACACUGAAGAUGAUGUUGUUUCCACCGACUUCUUGGGUGACAGCAGGUCAAGCAUCUUUGAUGCUAAGGCAGGAAUUGCUUUGAAUAAAGACUUUGUGAAGCUGGUUGCGUGGUAUGAUAACGAAUGGGGUUACAGUUCACGUGUGAUUGAUUUGAUUGUUCACAUGGCAUCUGUUCAGUAAGAUGGAUUAAAGGCUUGGAUGUUGCAACCUUGGUUCUUCUCCUUGGCUUGAUAAGGGUACUAGAAGGGUGUUGUCCAACAUCACUCGAGGGGAAUAAAAUGGAUUUUGUUUCUACAAUUUCUAGACUGCUUCGUGUUGUAUCUUAUAUGUCUUUUCGGCAUAGUGGGGAUGUAUGUCUGCCCCAAGGUUUAUUAUGGGUUUCCCAAGAUGUUUUUACAUUCCUAUGGUUAGCAGUACCAUAAUAUUAGACUAUUCUCGCCCACCCUGUGGGCAAAAGAACCAUUGAUCCGUAAUGUGAAUGGAAGGUCAAAUACUUAGAUGCAAUGUCUAUAUUCUAGAUGAAGAUUUGAAUGGUGGUUUUGGACCUUAAGGAUGCUGAAAGGCCAAGGUCGCAUUAUGGGUGUACCAUGUAAGCACUGAAAUGUUCCUUAACUGCCAUGCUACGGGGGAACAUAAUUUGGGAGUAAAUAUUGGAUAUAACGGAAACACCAUGUCAACGUUAUUACAUGGUGUAACAGUUGUAUUUGAAUCGUAACUUCUUAGGUUUUGUGGCGUUGUUUUUUAAAAAUUAGAGUUCAUUUGUCCACUUGUUUGUUUAUUAUUGUUGGGUGGUUAUACAAUGUGGCGAU
This is a messenger RNA of Ilex paraguariensis (yerba mate), 1704 nucleotides long. Lineage: Eukaryota; Viridiplantae; Streptophyta; Magnoliopsida; Aquifoliales; Aquifoliaceae. The record is from the annotation of a GenBank genome assembly.